GUAUCACUUGGAUAAUAAAAAUUUUACGAAACAGACAUAGGAACUAUUGGUAAAUGAAAAUAGUUACAGUUUUUCUGCUUGUAGUAUGGGCGAAGAGUUUGGACAGUGGUCCUAUACGGACAGCGUCUGUGGGGAGCGUCUUGGCAGAUAUUCAAAACCUUGCUAAGAGCUUAGGCUCAACGGUCAAAGUACCAACAGUAUCACCAUCAACUGCAAAAAUAAUACUUACAAAUCCACCUACAGUUAGGCCAGUAGUGACAACGACAACACCGAAACCGGUAACAACAACAAAAACUACACCGAAACCCGCUGCUACAACAUCUACAACGACUUCAACUACAACAACAACAACUACUACAACAACAACCACUUCGACAACUACUGCCGAUCCAGCAGUAACUGCCGGAGAUUUAGUCAAUCAGCUUAUGAAUUUACUUCACGGAGAGCCUCUUGACUAUGCAAAGAUAGACGAAGUCAUAACGAAACUUAUAGACGUACUCAUAAAACAGUCUUCCAGUUCUACUACCACCACCACAACUACCACGGCUGCGCCAACUACUACACCUCCAACUGAGGAACAAACAACAACUGCAGCUCCUUCCCCAACAUCUGAUGAUUCCCUUCCUGUCGAGAUCAUAGAACAGUUAAUUGAAUUAUUACAAAGUUUAACAGGUCAACCACCUACAACGUGUGACCUGAUAGAAAAAUUAUUAGUACAGUUAAAUAUAUGUCUUGAAAAUGCUGGAGGUACUAGUGGUGACAUAACUACUGCCGGACCAAAUGGUGAAGUAACUACUGCCGGACCAAAUGGUGAAGUAACUACUGCCGGACCAAAUGGCGAAGUAUCAACUGCAGGCUCAGAUGGCGAAAUUACAACUGUAGGCCCAGAUGGUGAAAUUACAACUGCAGGACCAGAUAGUGAAGUUACAACUGCAGGUCCCGAUGGAGAAAUUACAACUGCUGGUCCAGAUGGCGAAGUAACAACGGCAGGCCCAGAUGGCGAAGUAACUACUGCCGGUCCAGAUGGCGAAGUAACUACUGCCGGUCCAGAUGGCGAAGUAACUACUGCCAGUCAAGAUGGCGAAGUAACUACUGCCGGUCCAGAUGCUGAAGUAACUACUGCCACUCCAGAUGCUGAAGUAACAACUGCCGGCCCAGAUGGCGAAAUUACAACUGCUGGUCCAGAUGGUGAAAUUACAACUCCUGGUCCAGAUGGAGAAAUUACAACUGCAGGCCCAGAUGGUGAAAUAACUACUGCUGGUCCAGAUGGCGAAAUUACAACUGCUGGUCCAGAUGGAGAAAUUACAACUGCAGGCCCAGAUGGAGAAAUUACAACUGCUGGUCCAGAUGGAGAAAUUACAACUGCAGGCCCAGAUGGUGAAAUAACUACUGCUGGUCCAGAUGGAGAAAUUACAACUGCAGGCCCAGAUGGAGAAAUUACAACUGCUGGCCCAGAUGGUGAAAUAACUACUGCUGGUCCAGAUGGCGAAAUUACAACUGCUGGUCCAGAUGGAGAAAUUACAACUGCUGGUCCAGAUGGUGAAAUAACUACUGCUGGUCCAGAUGGCGAAAUUACAACUGCAGGCCCAGAUGGUGAAAUAACUACUGCUGGUCCAGAUGGAGAAAUUACAACUGCUGGUCCAGAUGGAGAAAUUACAACUGCAGGCCCAGAUGGUGAAAUUACAACUGCAGGCCCAGAUGGUGAAAUAACUACUGCUGGUCCAGAUGGCGAAAUUACAACUGCUGGUCCAGAUGGAGAAAUUACAACUGCAGGCCCAGAUGGUGAAAUAACUACUGCUGGUCCAGAUGGCGAAAUUACAACUACAAGCCCAGAUGGUGAAGUAACAACUGCUGGUCCAGAUGGCGAAAUUACAACUGCUGGUCCAGAUGGCGAAAUUACAACUGCUGGUCCAGAUGGAGAAAUUACAACUGCUGGUCCAGAUGGAGAAAUUACAACUGCUGGUCCAGAUGGAGAAAUUACAACUGCUGGCCCAGAUGGCGAAAUUACAACUGCAGGCCCAGAUGGCGAAAUUACAACUGCAGGCCCAGAUGGCGAAAUUACAACUGCAGGGCCAGAUAGUGAAGUUACAACUGCUGGUCCAGAUGGCGAAAUUACAACUGCUGGUCCAGAUGGCGAAAUUACAACUGCAGGCCCAGAUGGAGAAAUUACAACUGCUGGUCCAGAUGGAGAAAUUACAACUGCUGGUCCAGAUGGAGAAAUUACAACUGCAGGCCCAGAUGGUGAAAUAACUACUGCUGGUCCAGAUGGCGAAAUUACAACUGCAGGCCCAGAUGGUGAAAUUACAACUGCUGGUCCAGAUGGCGAAAUUACAACUGCAGGCCCAGAUGGAGAAAUUACAACUGCUGGUCCAGAUGGAGAAAUUACAACUGCUGGCCCAGAUGGUGAAAUAACUACUGCUGGUCCAGAUGGAGAAAUUACAACUGCUGGUCCAGAUGGCGAAAUUACAACUGCAGGUCCAGAUGGCGAAAUUACAACUGCUGGUCCAGAUGGCGAAAUUACAACUGCAGGUCCAGAUGGCGAAAUUACAACUGCUGGUCCAGAUGGCGAAAUUACAACUGCAGGCCCAGAUGCCGAAAUUACAACUGCUAGUCCAGAUGGCGAAAUUACAACUGCUGGCCCAGAUGGUGAAAUAACUACUGCUGGUCCAGAUGGCGAAAUUACAACUGCAGGCCCAGAUGGAGAAAUUACAACUGCUGGUCCAGAUGGUGAAAUUACAACUGCUGGCCCAGAUGGCGAAAUUACAACUGCUGGCCCAGAUGGUGAAAUAACUACUGCUGGUCCAGAUGGCGAAAUUACAACUGCUGGUCCAGAUGGAGAAAUUACAACUGCAGGCCCAGAUGGUGAAAUAACUACUGCUGGUCCAGAUGGAGAAAUUACAACUGCUGGCCCAGAUGGUGAAAUUACAACUGCUGGUCCAGAUGGAGAAAUUACAACUGCAGGCCCAGAUGGUGAAAUAACUACUGCUGGUCCAGAUGGAGAAAUUACAACUGCUGGUCCAGAUGGCGAAAUUACAACUGCUGGUCCAGAUGGCGAAAUUACAACUGCAGGUCCAGAUGGCGAAAUUACAACUGCUGGUCCAGAUGGCGAAAUUACAACUGCAGGCCCAGAUGCCGAAAUUACAACUGCUGGUCCAGAUGGUGAAAUAACUACUGCUGGUCCAGAUGGCGAAAUUACAACUGCUGGUCCAGAUGGAGAAAUUACAACUGCAGGCCCAGAUGGUGAAAUAACUACUGCUGGUCCAGAUGGAGAAAUUACAACUGCAGGACCAGAUGGCGAAAUUACAACUGCAGGACCAGAUGGUGAAAUAACAACUGCUGGGCCAGAUAGUGAAGUUACAACUGCUGGUCCAGAUGGCGAAAUUACAACUGCUGGUCCAGAUGGCGAAAUUACAACUGCAGGCCCAGAUGGAGAAAUUACAACUGCAGGCCCAGAUGGCGAAAUUACAACUGCAGGGCCAGAUAGUGAAGUUACAACUGCUGGUCCAGAUGGCGAAAUUACAACUGCAGGUCCAGAUGGCGAAAUUACAACUGCUGGCCCAGAUGGUGAAAUAACUACUGCUGGUCCAGAUGGCGAAAUUACAACUGCUGGUCCAGAUGGAGAAAUUACAACUGCAGGCCCAGAUGGUGAAAUAACUACUGCUGGACCAGAUAACGAAAUUACAACCGCAGGACCAGAUGGCGAAAUUACAACUGCAGGCCCAGAUGGUGAAAUAACAACUGCUGGGCCAGAUAGUGAAGUUACAACUGCUGAUCCAGAUGGCGAAAUUACAACUGCUGGACCAGAUGGCGAAAUUACAACUGCUGGUCCAGAUGGCGAAAUUACAACUGCUGGUCCAGAUGGAGAAAUUACAACUGCAGGCCCAGAUGGUGAAAUAACUACUGCUGGUCCAGAUGGAGAAAUUACAACUGCAGGACCAGAUGGCGAAAUUACAACUGCAGGACCAGAUGGCGAAAUUACAAGCGCAGGACCAGAUGGCGAAAUUACAACCGCAGGACCAGAUGCCGAAAUUACAACUGCAGGCCCAGAUGGUGAAAUAACAACUGCUGGUCCAGAUGGAGAAAUUACAACUGCAGGCCCAGAUGGCGAAGUAACAACUGCAGGUCCAGAUGGCGAAAUUACAACUGCUGGUCCAGAUGGAGAAAUUACAACUGCAGGCCCAGAUGGUGAAAUAACUACUGCUGGUCCAGAUGGAGAAAUUACAACUGCAGGACCAGAUGGCGAAAUUACAACUGCAGGACCAGAUGGCGAAAUUACAACUGCUGGUCCAGAUGGCGAAAUUACAACUGCUGGUCCAGAUGGCGAAAUUGCAACUGCAGGCCCAGAUGGAGAAAUUACAACUGCUGGUCCAGAUGGCGAAAUUACAACUGCAGGCCCAGAUGGAGAAAUUACAACUUCUGGUCCAGAUGGAGAAAUUACAACUGCAGGACCAGAUGGCGAAAUUACAACUGCAGGACCAGAUGCCGAAAUUACAACCGCAGGACCAGAUGGCGAAAUUACAACUGCUGGACCAGAUGGUGAAGUAACGACGGCUAGCCCAGACUCAUCAACGGCACCUUCGUGUGAAGGUGCUACACAGCUUAUUGACGAACUCCAAAAUACUGAAAUGAGCCCGGAAGUUUUGGAAACCAAAGUAGCAGACGUAACUGUUGAAAUUGACAUAGUCAUCGACGCAGUCAGCAAAUCGUCAACGUCUGUAUCGUCGAUCAGCGUGGAGUCCAUAAACAUUUUGAUAGAGCUGUUAACAGCGCAACUUGAUUCGAGACCAGCUUCAACAUGUGACAUAAUAAAUGCACUUUUAGCGAAACUCGAAGAACUAUACACAAUCAUAUCAAGUCGCUCUAACGCGGCAGAAACAACAGUGAGUCCAGAUGGUGAAGUAACAACUGCUGGUCCAGAUGGCGAAAUUACAACUUCAGGCCCAGAUGGUGAAAUAACAACUGCAGGUCCAGAUGGCGAAGUAACUACUGCCAGCCCAGACUCAUCUACCGCACCGUCAUGUGAAGAAGCUGCACAGCUUACUGAAGAACUCCAAGAUCCUAAUAUGAGCACGGAAGUUUUGGAAACUAAAGUAACAGACGUAACUGUUGAAAUUGACAUAGUCAUCGCCGCAGUCAGUAAAUCGUCAACAUGUGUAUCGUCGAUCAGCGUGGAGUCCAUAAACAUUUUGAUAGAGUUGUUAACAGCGCAACUUGAUUCGAGACCAGCUUCAACAUGUGACCUAAUAAAUUCACUUUUAGCUAAACUCGAAGAACUAUCAACAAUCAUAACAAGUCGCUCUACCGCGGAAGAAACAACUGCAGGUCCAGAUGGCGAAGUAACUACUGCCAGCCCAGACUCAUCUACCGCACCGUCAUGUGAAGAAGCUGCACAGCUUAUUGAAGAACUCCAAGAUCCUAACAUGAGCACGGAAGUUUUAGAAACUAAAGUAACAGACGUAACUGUUGAAAUUGACAUAGUCAUCGACGCAGUCAGCAAAUCAUCAACAUGUGUAUCGUCGAUCAGCGUGGAGUCCAUAAACAUUUUGAUAGAAUUGUUAACAGCUCAACUUGAGUCGAGACCAGCUUCAACAUGUGACCUAAUAAACGCACUUUUAGCUAAACUCGAAGAACUAUCAACAAUCAUAUCAAGUCGCUCUAACGCGGCAGAAACAACAGUGAGUCCAGAUGGUGAAGUAACAACUGCCGGUCCAGAUGGCGAAAUAACAACUGCUGGUCCAGAUGGCGAAAUUACAACGGCAGGCCCAGAUGGAGAAAUAACAACUGCUGGUCCAGAUGGCGAAAUUACAACUGCUGGUCCAGAUGGUGAAAUUACAACUGCAGGCCUAGAUGGCGAAAUUACAACUGCUGGUCCAGAUGGUGAAAUAACAACUGCUGGUCCAGAUGGUGAAAUAACAACUGCUGGCCCAGAUGGUGAAAUUACAACUGCUGGACCAGAUGGUGACAUUACAACUGCUGGUCCAGAUGGCGAAAUUACAACAGCAGGCCCAGAUGGUGAAAUUACAACUGCUGGACCAGAUGGCGAAAUUACAACAGCAGGCCCAGAUGGUGAAAUAACCACUGCUGCUCCAGAUGGCGAAAUAACAACUGCUGGUCCAGAUGGUCAAAUAACAACUGCUGGCCCAGAUGGUGAAAUUACAACUGCAGGUCCCGACGGUGAAAUUACAACUGCUGGUCCAGAUGGCGAAAUUACAACAGCAGGCCCAGAUGGUGAAAUAACCACUGCUGCUCCAGAUGGCGAAAUAACAACUGCUGGUCCAGAUGGAGAAAUAACAACUGCAGGCCCAGAUGACGAAAUUACAACUGCAGACCCAGAUGGAAAAAUUACAACUGCAGGUCCAGAUGGCGAAAUUACAACUGCAGGUACAGGUGGCGAAAUAACAACUGCUCGUCCAGAUGGCGAAAUAACGACAGCAGGCCCAGAAGAAGGUUCGACUGACGGCCCAGUUACAUACUAA
Molecule: messenger RNA, 6476 nt
Organism: Bradysia coprophila
Lineage: Eukaryota; Metazoa; Arthropoda; Insecta; Diptera; Sciaridae
Source: RefSeq, a predicted model, not a curated record